GAAUACAGGUGGGAAAAGAAACUCCACGCGUCCUAUCCGCGUCCUUCUCUGUCCUCAGCUCCACCUCCUCCCACUCAGCAGCCACCAAAUGGAUAUAUCACAGACUGCACGCGUUUGACUCGGUGGGUCUGUCAUUCUGAGCUUUAAAAAAGUUUUAUAGCAGCAACACAUCCAGCGUGGUGAAAUAAAACCAAGAAACGCAGAUAAGCCAUUUUAGCUAUGGGACUGCUCGCGGUGUGUGCGUAAUUCUCUCAGAACCCUCUGUCUCUCUCUCUUUCACGCAACAGAGUCUGUGGCGAAGAGUUUUUUCGGUUUUGGAGAGAUUUACAUGAAAGUUUUUUGUUGUUGUGCAUUCUUUCGCGCUCUAGUUUUCUCUCCGGCUGGAGAAAGCCUAUGCUCCCGCACGCGUUCAGCUCCGAGCGGCGCUGCGCAUGGGCGGCAUAGGCGGCAAUUUCCAGCCCAACAUGCUGAAUGGAGCGGACGCGCACGGCUUCCCCAAGGACGUGGACGCGGCGCACCGCGAGAAGCCGGGACUGCACCUCCGGCCCGAGCCGCUGCCUGACGCGCACGAGAGCGCGCCGCUGACCUUCCACACAGAGCAGGGCCGCUUUUACGCGGGCGCGCCGCUCACCAGCUGCCACUUCGGCCGCGGCGGGACGGGACAGGGGUACGGGACAGCGCCGGACGGUUACCCGGCUUACCCGGAGCACCCCCACCACCAUCAUCACCCCCCGCCCCCUCCUCCUCCUCACUCUCACCAUCCCACGCACCUGCAGCACGGAUACCCGCGCGCGCCGCCGCUGUGCGCGCUCCCCGGCCUGCAGGUGUGCGGCAAGACGCAGGUCCUCCUAAACAAUUUCCCACUAUGGGCCAAGUUCCACAAGUACCAGACCGAGAUGAUCAUCACCAAGCAGGGCAGGAGGAUGUUCCCUUUUCUCAGCUUUAAUAUCAGUUCUCUGGAUCCGUCUGCUCACUACAACGUGUACGUGGAUGUGGUUCUAGCUGACCAGCACCACUGGAGGUACCAGGGUGGCAAGUGGGUGCAGUGUGGCAAAGCAGAAGGCAACAUGCCAGGUAAUAGGAUGUACAUGCACCCUGAUUCUCCCAACACUGGAAAUCACUGGAUGAGGCAAGAAGUCUCAUUUGGCAAACUAAAACUCACCAACAACAAGGGCAGCUCCAACAACAUGGCACAGAUGAUAGUGCUGCAGUCUCUGCAUAAGUACCAGCCACGCUUGCACAUAGUGGAGGUGAAGGAGGAUGGAACGGAAGAUCCCUUCCUCAACUCUAAAGCACAAACCUUCAUCUUCCCUGAGACGCAGUUCAUCGCAGUCACGGCCUACCAGAAUGCAGAUAUCACUCAGCUGAAAAUAGACCAUAACCCCUUUGCGAAAGGUUUCCGGGACAAUUAUGACACCCUCUACGCACCGCCUGACUCGGACCGUCUCACGCCCUCCCCCACGGAGGGCCAGCAGCUCAUGUCGAGCAGCUGCUACCCUCACCAGCCUUACCUGCCCGAGCAGUAUGUGAGCCCACUUCAGCACAGCCGUUUCUACAGCCAUGAGCCCGUCAGCAUGGCUCACCAGGGCCCCAAAGACCCACCUGCAGGCCCUCACAGCCGCUGGUACCUCCCCGGCCAGCAGGGGGUACCCUCCAACCGCCUGGACUUCAAUACGUAUGAGGGGGACUAUUCGUCCAAUAGCCUGUACAAGCCCUUCCCACUGCAGACAUCACCCCACCACCCUCUCAGCUAUUACUCCGAUAACCCUUUCACCUCUGGGCCCGUGUCCAGUGCCAGCCCUGGGACGUGGAGCGCAGGGAGGCCAUCACCGCAGUACCUCAACCACCCCCACCCUGCAAAGCCCACCUCUGGCCUCAGCUGGUUUCACCCUGUGUCUUCCCCUUCCGCAUCCUCCUCUCCUUCUUCCAUCAAUUCCCGCCUGCACCCUCCUCCCUCACUCUUGGAGUCCCUGAGGCUUCCACUGCUCCAGGACAAGCCCAAGGAGUCCGGGGACGAACCCUGGAUGGAGACGCCAUCUGUCAAAUCAGUGGACUCAGCCGACUCUGGCCUAUUUGAGAGCGGAGAGAAUAAGAAAAGACGAGUGUCACCCUACGCCUCCAGCACUGAGAAUUCCCCUCCCAACCGUGGAAACGAUGCUUGUGAGAAGGACAGCAGCAGCGAUGCAGGCUACUAUGGUUUCUAUGGUCACUGAGAGCCAUUGGUCACCACCCAACUUGGUCUGUCUGUUUCCCACCCACUGAGAUGCAGUGUCCCCAGUGAAAACGAAUUAUAUUGUUGCUGUCGCUGUGGUAACAAAACCUCAUAUCUCUGAAAUGGCAACUUUGUAGUAGAAGAAAAAUUGUACCUCACCUAUACUACCUAUAUUUAUUCUAAGCAUGAACUGCUGCCUGAUAAUUAAGAUGAAAAUUGCUGGCAAAAGCUUAAAAUGCAGAAUGCUAGUUUAUAGCAUGGAUAAAUAUGCUGAAGAUGGUUUUGGGUGUACUCAAACGUUUUGACUGGUACUACAGAUUAAUAUAUGGAGAAUAUCAAAACUGUCCUGGACAAAUCUCAUUUUCUGAAAAAGAGAAGUAAAGAUUAUCUUUUAUUUACUAAUGUAAUGUUUUUCCAAGUAAUUUUUGGACCACUUUUAUUGUUAUGAAAUGUUCAUGCAAAAUAAAGGGCAGCGAGCAUUCAAAAAAAAAAAAAUAAAAAGUAAAAGAAAAUGGAGUUAUGAGUUUUUUUGCACUACAGCGACAAUAUUGUUAUACAAUAAGUUAUAAA
Molecule: messenger RNA, 2782 nt
Organism: Colossoma macropomum (tambaqui)
Lineage: Eukaryota; Metazoa; Chordata; Actinopteri; Characiformes; Serrasalmidae
Gene: tbx21
Product: T-box transcription factor 21
Exons: 6
Coding region: 432-2213 (593 amino acids)
Biological process (GO): lymphocyte migration; cell fate specification; regulation of transcription by RNA polymerase II
Cellular component (GO): nucleus
Molecular function (GO): RNA polymerase II cis-regulatory region sequence-specific DNA binding; DNA-binding transcription factor activity, RNA polymerase II-specific
Source: RefSeq, a predicted model, not a curated record